GAGCAGGUGUCUGCUGCUGAGACACCAAGUCCUCCCCAGAGCCCUCAGGGUGCCUGCCCUUCCCCCUCUGCCAUGGCAGCCAUUCCCUGGAGCCAAUCUGAUGAUGAGAGCUCCAGCAGCCAAGAUGAGGGGCCAAGCACUUGGGGUGCCCCAGAAGAUGAUGCUGAUUCCUUGCUUAAAAAAGCCCUGAAUUUGAAGAUGACAGAAAUGGUGGAGCUCCUGCUCCUGAAGUAUCAUGCAAAGGAGCCAAUCACAAAGGCAGAAAUGCUGAGUAGCGUAAUCGAAGAGUACCAGGACCACUUCCCUGAGAUCUUCAGCGCAGCCUCUGAGUGCAUGCAGCUCCUCUUUGGCAUUGAUGUGAAGGAAGUGGACCCCAGCAACCACACCUAUGUUCUGGUUACCACUUUGGGGCUCACUUAUGAUGGGAUGGUGAGUGAUGGGCACAGAUUUCCCAACACUGGCCUCCUGAUCACACUUCUGUGGGUUAUCGCUGCGGAGGGUGAUUGUGCUCCUGAGGAGAAAGUCUGGGAAGCACUGAAUGUCAUAGGGGUGCAUGAUGGGAAGGAGCAUUGGAUCUAUGGGGAGCCCAGGGAGCUCAUCACCAAAGUUUGGGUGCAGGAACAGUACCUGGUGUACCGGCAGGUGCCCAACAGUGAUCCUGCAUGCUAUGAGUUCCUGUGGGGUCCCAGGGCCCACGCUGAGACCACCACGUUGAAAGCCCUUGAGUUUUUGCUCAAGGUUAAUGACAGGGAUUCCAGUUCCCUCCCAUCCCUGCCUGAAGGGCCUGAGUGCAAAGAGGACCACUUUGCCUGA
This is a messenger RNA of Miniopterus natalensis, 813 nucleotides long. Its product is annotated as melanoma-associated antigen 8-like. Lineage: Eukaryota; Metazoa; Chordata; Mammalia; Chiroptera; Miniopteridae. The record is from RefSeq and is a predicted model, not a curated record. Gene Ontology annotation, biological process: negative regulation of transcription by RNA polymerase II. Gene Ontology annotation, cellular component: nucleus.